Laetiporus sulphureus 93-53 is the source of this 1669-nucleotide messenger RNA. Its product is annotated as batten disease protein Cln3. Gene Ontology annotation, cellular component: vacuole; membrane. Gene Ontology annotation, biological process: regulation of intracellular pH. Bases 43 to 1467 code for a protein of 474 amino acids. The record is from RefSeq and is a predicted model, not a curated record. The transcript is spliced from 13 exons. Lineage: Eukaryota; Fungi; Basidiomycota; Agaricomycetes; Polyporales; Laetiporaceae.
CUGCAACCGAUUCUUAGCGCUCUGCCUAGCGAAGAUAUUGCGAUGGACGCAUCUGCUGUCCACGAAGGGAGAGAGGAGCAGACCUUGCUAAUGCGAGCGAACGAAGACGUGAGCAGCCAUAAGAGUACCCGCAAGCUGCUGAGGCAGCUGGGAUUGUCAUUCUUUCUGUUCGGGAUUAUCAACAAUGUUCUGUACGUCAUUAUCCUAUCAGCCGCGCUCGAUCUCGUACCUCCAUCCACGCCCAAGGGCAUCAUCGCCUUCUGCAACAUAUUUCCCUCCAUCAUCGCCAAGCUCGGUUGGCCAUACCUACUCAAAGGCCGGAUACGCUAUGCACGGCGCCUCAUCGCGUGCUGUAUGCUCAGUAUGAGCGGGAUGCUGGUGGUCGCGAUGUUCGAUAGCUUGUAUAUGCGGCUCCUUGGUAUUUGCUUUGCUUCGUUUUCUUCAGGCUUAGGAGAACUCACCUUCCUCCAGCUCUCGACAAGGUAUCACCCGUCCUCGGCCGCAAGCCACAGUAUCGGGUACUUCGCAUCGGGCACAGGCGCUGCGGGCCUCGUUGGCGCGUUAUUCUGGUGGGAGCUGCGCAGCCUCGGCGUACGAAUCGGUGUCGGGGUCUCUUCUGUCCUCCCACUAACCAUCCCACUUACGUACUUUCUACUCCUCCCGCGCCCUUCUUCCUUCACGACUACAUCAGCCCAGGUGCCCUACGCGCCGAUUCCGACCGAGGAAGCGUUGAUGGACGAGGGCGCGCAGGAGGAGUAUGUGGAGACUGCGGAGGAGGUGGAAGCUUUCAAAUACAUCGUGGCGCUCUCGGCGAAAGACAAAUGGCGGCUUGUGAGGCCGCUAGUGGGGAGAUAUAUGGUGCCUCUGUUCUGCGUGUACUUGUUUGAAUAUACGAUCAACCAGGGCAUUGCGCCGACACUUGUGUACCCCGUCCCGUCGCCCACCUCACAUUGGCUCCUCAGCAAGAUCAUCCACUCCAUCCGCGAUUAUUAUCCUCUCUGGCAGCUUGUCUAUCAAAGCACCGUCUUCCUCUCGCGUUCUAGCAUUUCCUUCGGGAUCCCUCCGCUCCCCUCCCGUCUCCUUCCCCUCCCAUCUAUCGUCCAGGCGCUCAUCCUCGUAACGCUCGCACUCGAGUCUUCGCGGGGUGUAUUCGGCGGUGGCUUCGCGCGCGAGGGGGACACGGAGGGCCGGAGCGUCGCGCUCAUCUUUGCCCUAGUCUGCGUCGAGGGUGUUUGCGGUGGGCUCGCCUAUGUGAACGUGUAUCACCACGUGAACCGGGAGACGCCCCCAGCGGAUGCGGUGGGCGACCCCGAGCGCGAGAAGCAGGAGCGCGAGUUUAAAAUCGGGUCGAUCGGCCUGGCGGACUCGGUGGGAAUAUUGUGUGCGGCGUUGGUGGCAGUGCCGACAGAGCUGGAGCUGUGCAGGGUGCAGGUGGCGAGGGGGAAGGUAUUUUGCGAGAGUUUGUAGCGUGGCCAAUUCUAUCUUUCCAGAUGAGGAGUGAGUGUACUCAGGGGGGCCGCUAUGAUGAUGGGAGGCAUCUGCGAUUGCGUCGAUGAUGCCGUUGACGGAUCCUUCCUUCAAUCGCAUACACAACCACCCUAUGCACCUUUUCCCAGUGGCGCCCAUGUAGUGUCAUGGUUGAACAUGGUCGGUGACGUGUUUAUAAGAG